Molecule: messenger RNA, 867 nt
Organism: Fulmarus glacialis (Northern fulmar)
Lineage: Eukaryota; Metazoa; Chordata; Aves; Procellariiformes; Procellariidae
Gene: TSPAN15
Product: tetraspanin 15
Exons: 8
Coding region: 1-867 (288 amino acids)
Cellular component (GO): membrane
Source: RefSeq, a predicted model, not a curated record
AUGUCGGCCACCUUGGUCCUUGGGGCAGGAAAAGCCAAAGAGAAACAUCUGUGCUCCUCUCUUUUUCUGUUUCAGGUGAUCGGAGCCCUUGUCCUCGCGGUUGGGAUUUAUGCAGAAGUUGAAAGACAGAAGUACAAAACUCUAGAAAGUGCCUUUCUAGCCCCAGCAAUUAUUUUAAUACUUUUGGGCAUUAUAAUGUUCCUCGUAUCUUUUGUGGGUGUACUGGCUUCUUUAAGAGAUAAUUUAUGCCUUCUUCAAGCAUUCAUGUACAUUCUUGGUAUCUGCUUGCUGAUUGAGCUGACCGGAGGGGUGGUGGCCCUGAUCUUCAGAAACCAGACAAUCAACUUUUUGAACGAUAAUAUUAGAAGAGGAAUUGAGAAUUACUAUGAUGAUUUAGACUUCAAGAACAUCAUGGAUUCUGUUCAGAAGCACUUUAAGUGCUGCGGUGGGGAAGACUAUAGGGAUUGGUCACAAAACGUGUACCACAGCUGCGCGGCGCCGGGACCGCUGGCCUGCGGGGUGCCCUACACUUGCUGCAUCACAAAUAAGACAGCCAUUAUCAACACUAUGUGUGGAUACAAAACCAUUGACAAAGAGCGCUUGAGUGUUCAGCAUGUUAUACAUGUCCGCGGGUGCACGAAUGCAGUGCUUAUUUGGUUUUUGGACAACUACAGCAUCAUGGCUGGCGUGCUGCUCGGCAUAUUGCUGCCCCAGUUCCUGGGAGUGUUGUUAUCCUUGCUUUACAUAACUCGGGUGGAAGAUAUCAUCACCGAGCACAAGCUGAGCGAAAGACUGUUUGAAGAAGCACGGCAGAGAUCUGCCCCCGAGUUUGCUGGAGCCGGCUGCUGCAUGUGUUACCCGGGGUGA